Molecule: messenger RNA, 2113 nt
Organism: Pelobates fuscus (common spadefoot toad)
Lineage: Eukaryota; Metazoa; Chordata; Amphibia; Anura; Pelobatidae
Gene: TMED8
Product: transmembrane p24 trafficking protein family member 8
Exons: 6
Coding region: 61-969 (302 amino acids)
Cellular component (GO): Golgi membrane
Source: RefSeq, a predicted model, not a curated record
UGCGAAGCCACGCCCAUCUCCGGAGUCUGCCGAGCAGCUCCGAGCUGUAGAAGUCGCUUCAUGUCUGAGGUGGAGGAAGCAGCAUCCCUGCCGGGGGACCCGAGCAUUCCCGGGGGUCUGUCCGAGACUCCGUGUGCGCCUCCACAAGAAAAUGGGAUUUCAGGCGAUGAGUCGUCUUUGGCUGAGCACGCAUUAAGAACACUUUCCUUGCAAGAAACCGAAAGGUCACCAUCAAGUUCUGAAGAAGCUGCUUCUGAAGACCGUUCUUCACAAUGCUCCAGUGUGGGGAAAACAGAAGACCUGAAAGAGUCCACCCUGGAAAAGAUUUUGGACACUCUCCAGUCUUUGGAAGACUCCGAGGCCCAUGAUGUACUUAUGAUCCAGUCAGAACAUUCGGGUGUUGUGGAUGUUGUCAAAGUGGAAAAGAAUGAGAAUCAUCACGAUGAUGGACGAGCUCCCCCAAUACCAUUAGCACCAGCAACCACUUGGACUAGUGCCAAUCUCCGAGAGUUUAAGAAUCGCAUGGCAAGUGAAAAACAAGGUCAGCUGACCAUUCGGCGGGGGGAGGUGGUGACUGUGCGUGUGCCAACACACCCUGAUGGGAAGCGACUCUGCUGGGAAUUUGCCACAGACGAUUAUGACAUUGGAUUUGGGAUUUACUUUGACUGGACCACUGUCACAAGCACAGCCGUGACCCUCCAGGUCAGCGAAUCCAGUGAUGAAGAGGAUGAGGAGGAGACAGAGAGCCCAUGGCAUAACCGUGAAGGUGAUGUGGAGCGUGGCUCUGUGUACCGGCUACGCAGUCGGUAUGGUGAAAUAAUGCAGGUGUAUCGCAGAGACAGUCAUCGGGAAGUGCAGGCGGGAAGCCACGAGUACCCCGGGGAAGGGAUUUAUUUGCUUAAAUUGGACAACUCCUAUUCACUUCUGCGAAACAAAACGCUUUACUUACACGUCUACUACAGCAGCUGAGAGCUUUUAUUUUUAUUUUAUUUUUAUAAUUAUAUUAUUGAUUUUGACCACUGAACUCUAUAGAGCUGUGUAUUUGUCUAUGCUACUGUUAUUGUGUGCAUGUACACACUGCCUUUCUCUGUCAUCUGGUAAUCCAUUUUUUUUUAUUUUUUUUUCAACUCAAACCAGUGGGCAGGUUAUCAAGAUGGCCCACCUUACAUAAUUUUAAUUGGGUGACAGAGAAUUUAAUGCACACAUAGCUUGUGUGCUCUGCUAUCAUGAAAUCAUUGUAUCCAUAAUUGGUAAACUUGUCACGGUACAAACAUUGCUUGUUUUAUGCCAGUAUGUUGUUACUGGUUAGAAGGGCCAUUGGUUGCUCUAGCACACAAGCGAUUAAAUCUGCUGUGGCAGCGGGUCACUAAAAGCGAUUCUGGUUUAUUUAGUGCUAUGCCACUGUGCCCGCUGCAUUUUUCACCAUAUGUUUACUGCAGUAAACACUAUACAUUGGUAGGCAACCUUUGCACUCCAGAUGUUGUAGACUACAUCCCCUUGGAUGCUUUACCAGCGUUAUGUAUGCAAAAGCAUUAUGGGAGAUGUAGUCCACAACAUCUGGAGUGCCAAAUGUUGCCCACCCCUGCACUAUAAAGUGGCAAUGUAAAUCUACAAUCCAUAAAUCCACUUGGAAAAAUAGAUUAUUGCAAUUGGAUUCUUUUCAUCUAUAUAAUCUAUAGUAGAUUUCAUUGGAAUUUUCACUGGAAGAGCUGUCAAUAUUUCAGUGGGUAGGUGGCCAUUUUGGAACACUUUUCAAACCUUCAUUGCCAGUUAACUGAUUAAAAAAUGUCUCAGAGAUCAUGUGACAUCCUCCGCCAAAUGGUCAUCUGACGCUUGCUCAGAUUCUGUGAUUUUUCAAACUAGCUUCCAGGCUUCCACUGUGGGAAACACUGAACGUCAAUCUAUCCCAUUGUGUCACAUGAUUAGAGGGUAAAAUGAAUCUGUAGGUCUGACUGAGACAAAUUAAAGAAGUGUUUGUCCUAGGGAUUUGCUUUAUUCAAGCAAAGAAUGCAGUACCUAGUCCUGUAAUUAGGCGUGCGUGAAAAUUGUCAGAAUUACACUUUAAAUAGCCAAAGUAUGUGUGUGUGUAAAAAAAACCUCACUCUCACUCUCU